AUGUUAAAGGUACGAAAAACGCAUUGCGCGUAUAGCAAAACACUGUAUGAAGAGGAUAGAUCUUUAUUUAACUGUCAGGUUUCACCAAAUAUCUAUCAUUGUAUCAAAGAUAAUAGGAACAGAUCCAUUGAGAUAUGCAUACAGCCGGUCUGGGUCAAACCAAACUAUUGCCCAGAAUACAUCACUGGUUCCUACAAUCUCGAUGUAGUUCCUUGUAAUGAGUCCACAAGAUCGUGUCCAGACGUAGAGUUUCUGUCAAAUGAAGUCUACAAGUAUCCUGUAUGUUUAAAUACAACAUUUAUUCCGGAUCAGAGUAUGACAGGGGAUGAACAAGUUUCUAAAGAUAAUGUCCUACCGCUUCCAUGGAUCCUUGUUGGAGUGGUAUUAUUAUUCAUCUGUCUUUUCAUUGCAUGCUGUGUUGUGUGGUGCCGAAAUCGGCGAAAUUUUAAGAGAAAAGAAUUUCAGAGGCGAUGUGAAGAAAGUAAUCCACUGCUUCUACAAUUUGGUCUCCUGAAACGAAGGUUCAACUGA
Messenger RNA from Magallana angulata, 531 nucleotides. RefSeq lists its product as uncharacterized. Bases 1 to 531 code for a protein of 176 amino acids. The transcript has 6 exons. The record is from RefSeq and is a predicted model, not a curated record. NCBI's taxonomy places the organism in Eukaryota, Metazoa, Mollusca, Bivalvia, Ostreida, Ostreidae.